Molecule: messenger RNA, 1003 nt
Organism: Hydra vulgaris (swiftwater hydra)
Lineage: Eukaryota; Metazoa; Cnidaria; Hydrozoa; Anthoathecata; Hydridae
Product: rhodopsin, G0-coupled
Biological process (GO): G protein-coupled receptor signaling pathway; cellular response to light stimulus; phototransduction
Cellular component (GO): plasma membrane
Molecular function (GO): G protein-coupled photoreceptor activity
Source: RefSeq, a predicted model, not a curated record
AUUCAAAUUUGUUUUUGUAAAAAUCAGUUAUUUUUACUUUGUUUUAAAUGGACGCAGCCAAAGUCAUCGUAACAAUAGUUACAAUUCUUUCUACUAUCUUCAACGCUUUAGCUUUGUUUAAUCUAUGCAAAAAACGUCGAAAAACCAAUUACAUUUUUUUUUGCAUUUUUUUAUCAGUAAGUGAUUUGUUACAAACAUUGCUUGGGUAUCUGCCAGCUAUUUUUUUGAAAAAAAGAAUGGAAAAUGCAACCAAGUGGUGUCAGAUCAGUGCGUUUUUUGUAGCAUUUCCUUCUUUUACAUCGAUUGCCUUGCUUACCGCAAUAAGUUUUAUAAAAGCAUAUUUAAUAAAUGAACAUUUUUUGAUUGGUGAUAUGAUUUAUAGAAAAGUGGUUAAGGUUACAAUUUUAUGUUGUUGGAUAUACGGACUGUUUUGGUCUACUUUCCCUUUAAUUGGAGUUUCGUCUUACACACUUGAAUCUACCAAAGCACGCUGUUCAAUUAAGUGGUAUACAAACACCAAUACUGAAAAACUGUAUUUAAUACUACUUCUCGUGUUUUGCUACACUAUUCCUGUUUCUAUAGUUUUAGCUUCGACUAUGAUUUCUGCAAGAUUUGUACGAUCGAGUUUUAAAAUUAGCUCUAGUUCUUUAGGGAUGGGGGAGUCAUUUGUCAAAAUAUUUAAAUUAAGAGAAGCUAAAGUAAAAUUUUCACUCACUUUAAUGUGUUUGUCAUUUAUAAUGUUUUGGACUCCAUACGCAAUUAUUGGUCUUUUAUCGGGAUUCGCUCGUGUAAAGCAUCCGAAAUGGUUGCUUGAAACUGCAGCUUUGUUUGCAAAGUUAUCUGCUAUGGUAAACCCACUAUUAUAUUGGCAAAAAGAAGAUUUUAAAAAAAAAGUUAGGAAAGCAUUUUUAGUUUUUCGUACUUAUGUCUUCUACUCAUAAAAUUAAAAAAGGUAUAUUUGCGAAAAAAAUGCAAUUUUACAUGGAUCUUUACUUCAAUUUAU